Molecule: messenger RNA, 729 nt
Organism: Henningerozyma blattae CBS 6284
Lineage: Eukaryota; Fungi; Ascomycota; Saccharomycetes; Saccharomycetales; Saccharomycetaceae
Exons: 1
Coding region: 1-729 (242 amino acids)
Source: RefSeq, a predicted model, not a curated record
AUGAUCCAUUAUCGACCUUAUUACGGUCUUUUAAGAGCCUCUGUUUCACAACUCCAUACUUUUAUAGAACCUAUUUCUCUUCCCUUAGCCAAUGUCCCAUUAAAAAUUCCAAGUCUACACCCAAAAAUAUUAGAACGACAGCAUGCACAAAAUAUUAAAAGAAUAGAAAAAUUUAAAAAUACUUUGAACUUGCAGGAUUACAAUAUAAAUAUAUCGAAAGAUGACCCUGAAAUUAUAAAAUGUCUUUAUCCACUAAGGUAUGCACAUAUUAAUAUAAAACAGUGUAAUAAUAUUAAAAAACAUAAUAAAAUAGAAAACGAAGAUAAACCUCAAAUAAUUACAACAAACUCAAAACUGUGUAAAUUGGGCAAAAAUUUAUUCAAUCUAAGCAUCAAACAAGUAUUUUUAAAAGUUUUUAAAAAGACCAGUACUGAUAUUAACGGCUAUGAUUUCAAUUAUUUCGAAAAAGUUAAUAGAAAAUUAAUUAAAAAUGCUUCAUUAGUUCAUGAGUUACGUGUAUUUUUAAAAUCAAAGGGUUUGAAACACAUUGCAAGAGUAAGUCUACCGCGACAAAACAUACAAAUUAAAACUCAUAUCGUUUUUGAUGAAUAUGUAUUUUUCUCAAUUAUUGGUUAUCUUAUUUUAACAGAUAACUUCCAUUCUGUAAAUAAGUUGAUUAACGAAGAGGUAUCCAAAGAAAUUAUCAGAACCAUUAUUUUGAAAAAAUGA